GUGGACGUUGCGAAAAAAUUCUAAUAAAUUUGGGGGAAGCCACGGUGGAGGAGGAAUUGUACGUGUUCGAAUUGGGGGGAGUAGAUGUAAUCUUGGGGGUGGCAUGGCUAGCGAAGCUUGGAAAGGUUAUGAUCAACUAGGGGGAGAUGUCCAUGGAAUAUAUGUUGAAGGGUAAGAAGGUGAUAGUAAAGGGUGAUCCAGCGCUUUCCAGACAGCUGGUGGAACCCAAGGCCUUGUGGAAAUUAGUGGAUGCUGAGUCAUGGGUACUAGUGUGGGAUCUGGGCCUAGUGGAGCAAGAGGGGUGCGGUGAGUGGACUGGGGAUUUGACAGGGGAACAGCGAGCUGAAUUAAAGACAGUGUUGCAGGCGCACUAUGGGGUGUUUCAAGAGAGAGAAAGCCUGCCACCACCUCGUGAUACAAAGCAUCCUUACAGAAUAAAAUUUGAGACUUGGAAAUCGGGUUUGAUCGAGAGGAAAAAAAUUAUGGUCAGAGGAGAUCUUGAGACUGGCGAUGGGAGAACCAAGAACAACAGAACAGAGGAAAACUACAAUGCGCAUGAGUCUUCUAAUCUUUACGAAGCUGAUACCCAUUGGACAUCAUGGUUGGUUCCUAUGUUUGUGGUUGCUAAUAUUGUUGUUUUUGUUAUUUCCAUGUACAUCAACAAUUGUCCCAAGAAUAACCUCGGUCCCCAAGGUGGCGGCGUGGCCAAGUUCCUUGGAAGGUUCUCCUUCGAACUUAGGCAGGAGAAUCCGUUGCUUGGUCCUUCUUCUUCAACAUUGACCAAGAUGGGAGCCCUUCGGUGGGAUAAUGUUGAGAACGGGCAUCAAGGAUGGAGACUUGUCACUUGCAUUUGGUUACACGCUAGGAUUAUUCAUUUGCUUGCUAACAUGUUGAGUCUGGUAUUCAUUGGGAUUCGUCUAGAACAACAAUUCGGGUUUGUGAGGAUUGGAGUUAUACCUGGUGACUAUCCAGGAUCAAUAUUCUGCGUUCAGAGUUCAACCUUGUGGACAAGGUUGUUGAAGGAGAGGAGGGUAAUGUUAGGACAUAGGAUAUGUGGAUAUAAUGGGAAAGGGGAGUAGGAUAGGAGGCAGAGGAGUUGUAUAAAUAGUUGUUUGUUUAGUGGAGGGGGGACUUUUGGUAGUUAGAUUGUUGACAGGCUUUGUCAUGUGGAGGGGGUUAAGCCCUUUGUAUCUGUAGUUGCACAGACCAUUCUUUUGUGAAUAAUACUCAGUUUAAUUUUUUUUCUCUAUUGUGUACCUGUUACGUGUGGUGUUUGGAG
Messenger RNA from Vigna umbellata (rice bean), 1279 nucleotides. RefSeq lists its product as uncharacterized. Gene Ontology annotation, cellular component: membrane. Lineage: Eukaryota; Viridiplantae; Streptophyta; Magnoliopsida; Fabales; Fabaceae. Gene Ontology annotation, biological process: proteolysis. Gene Ontology annotation, molecular function: serine-type endopeptidase activity. The record is from RefSeq and is a predicted model, not a curated record.